Rubroshorea leprosula is the source of this 466-nucleotide messenger RNA. NCBI's taxonomy places the organism in Eukaryota, Viridiplantae, Streptophyta, Magnoliopsida, Malvales, Dipterocarpaceae. The record is from the annotation of a GenBank genome assembly.
UAUAUAAGCCAUUAAUUUAUUGAGGAGUGUGAGGGCAAUGGCUUUUUGAGGUCAUCACCAUCUCGAAAUCCCCAAACCACCAUGCAUUCCACGUGUUCUGACAAACCUUCCUCAUGAACCCAAAACCAAAAUUAUGGAUUUCUUCUAAUUUUUGUCUGGAUUGUUGUUUAUCUGUACUUCUCUUGGCUCUUAUCUUCCUCCAACAACUAGAAGCUGGGAGGGGUUGAAACCUGAGGGUGAGCACUUAGGGGGUAUUGGGUUGGAUGUUUCGGGAGGCUGCUUUAGGACAUGAAUGAUGAAUUGAAGAUGGUCAUGUUGUGUUGCAGCUUGCUUUGUUUUUUCUUCUCAUCUCUGUUUUGAUGGUGAUGAGAGCCUGGGUUUGCCUGGGUUUGUUUGGAAAUUAUAAUUUGUGAAAAUUAGUUUGGUUUUUUAACUGUUUGGUUUUUAAGAAAACAAAGGAAAAUAU